CCUCCCUUUAUCCUCCUAGUUUUCCUUCUCAUCUUAAAUCAGACUCACACUGAAGGUUGUUGUUGAUCUGCAGAAAGAAAGCUUGAAUUUUACUACAAUCGCACUGGAUUUCAUCAUAUUGGAGUCAGGGGGAGAAAAAAAAGUUGUAUUUUUUUUCUCAUUUUAACUGAAGCGAACUUGACGUAGGAGGGAAAAAAAUGAUCUUAUUUAACUUAAACUCUCUGUAAGUUUGGGCUUUUUUUGACGUCGAGAUCUUCAUGAAAUCGUUUGAGCUGCAACAAAAUCACGAGACGAGGAGCAGCAGGGACGAAGAGACGCGAGGAUGUUAUCUCGGUUGAGUGAGCUGAUAUGGGCCGACUGGAUUUGGUUCCCUGAAGGCUACGGCUGGGAUGACUUAAAAGAUGCCGACGGCAACGUCUACCCUAAAGUCCGGGACCUUUGGGCCACUGUACCCAUCGCUCUCUGCUUCUUAGUCUUAAGAAAAAUAUUUGAGCAAACAGUAGGGCUUCCUUUGGCCUCAAUGCUGAGAGUGAAAGACAAACAUCUCGCUCAGGCUCCUCCAAACCCCAUCCUGGAGUCCCAUUUCUGCAACAAAUCAAAGCAUCCCGCACAGAGCGCCACGGAGAAUUUAAGUAGACGGACGGGUUGUUCAGUGCGACAGGUCCAGAGGUGGUUCAGACAGAGGAGGAACCAGGACCGGCCCAGCAAGCUCAAAAAGUUCCAGGAAGCGAGCUGGAGGUUCAUAUUUUACUUUCUUGCUUUCUUUGCUGGCCUGGCAGUCCUUAUUGAUAAACCAUGGUUUCAUGACACGAAGAACAUGUGGAAAGACUUCCCGAAAAUGCCACUGUUGCCGUCACAGUACUGGUACUACAUGAUCGAGUUAGGCUUCUAUUUCUCACUUGUUUGUAGCGUGGCAUCAGAUGUCAAACGGAAGGAUUUCAAGGAGCAAAUCAUUCACCAUGUGGCCACCAUCCUCCUCAUCAGUUUCUCCUGGAUGGUCAACUACACCCGGACCGGGACUCUGAUCAUGUUGGUGCACGACGCCUCGGACUAUCUGAUGGAGUUAGCCAAAAUGUUCAACUAUGCAGGCUGGAAGAGAACCUGCAACUUCAUCUUCGCUUCGUUUGCUGCAGUUUUCAUCAUCAGUCGCCUAAUCGUUUUCCCUUUCUGGAUCAUACAUGCGACGUUCGUGUACCCGCUGACCGUCAUCCGCCCCUUCUUCGGCCUCUGCUUCUUCAACGGGCUGCUGUUCGUACUGCUGGCUCUGCACGUCUUCUGGGCCGUGCUCAUCCUGCGCAUCGCCGUCAAAUUCCUGCCAGGAAAUGGUAUUGUUGAAGACGAACGCAGCGAUAAGGAGGAGACGGAGUCGGAGGAGGAAGAUGAUGUUUGUGAGCGCAGAGAGAAGUGGAAAAACGGACAUGUGCAGAGAAGUCGCUUCCUCAACAACAACCACAUCCGUAAGAUGGACUGAUGGGACUGAGAGCCAAAGAACACGAAGCAGGCAGGACAAACUCACAUUUACUUUCAGCAUAGAUUUUUUAAAUUUUUGUGGAUUACACUACAUUAAACGUGAGCCACAUGAUGCGCUGUUCAGCUCCGCAGCAGAGUGGCUUUUCCUGUUUCCUCCUUCCUCUCACCGGUGGAGUGUUUUUGUUGUCAUGAAGCCGCUUCGCCACAAGUUAACCUGCCUGUUUUGUUAGUUUUACAACUGGAAUUGUUGCAGUUGGAUUAACACUCUAAACAUUAAAAGACAAACUUGACUUAUUAUUAAUUUUUUUGCUCUUAAUAACUGCACUGAUGUCAGAGACAUUGUGAGGAGUGUUGCAGCGACGGAUCCAUCACGGGAAAUCCAGAGUUUCGUUCUGUAGAAGAAUCGAUUCCAGUGUUUCCGCUGCGAAUUACGGCACUUUUGGUUCUUUUUCAAUGGAGCGUUUGCACUUCCGCUGAGGUUUAAAAAUGACAUAAUUGGUGAAAAUGAAUAUUUUAACUGCGUGAGAGAAAGUGCUACAUGUUAGCCACGUGUGCCGAAAUGUGCCUUUGUGGAAAUUUUGUCUUCGAAUUUUUCAUCUUCCGAAAAAAGCAGAGUCGCACGGGGUUGUUUUAAAAGUUUGUUUUUUGUUGAAUAUCUUUUUAGUUGUACGGUUUUAUUUAUGUUUUAGUCCAGUCCUCAGUUUAAAUUUGGGAUCAAUUGGAGUAAAUCAGUGGGUUAUUUUUUUUUUUUUUUUAUGGGCUAGAAGAGUUUGGACAUAUUUCGUUUUAUUGUUUAGAUGCACUUUAUGCUUCUUUAAAAAUAUCAGCGUGAAAGCCUGAAAAUCCCUUUAAUUUUAGUUCAUGUUUGAUUCAAAUAUUAUUUUAGUUUAAAAAAAGUUGGAAUUUCAAUUUAGAAA
Messenger RNA from Austrofundulus limnaeus, 2387 nucleotides. Its product is annotated as ceramide synthase 2. NCBI's taxonomy places the organism in Eukaryota, Metazoa, Chordata, Actinopteri, Cyprinodontiformes, Rivulidae. The record is from RefSeq and is a predicted model, not a curated record. The transcript has 11 exons. Bases 323 to 1471 code for a protein of 382 amino acids. Gene Ontology annotation, cellular component: membrane. Gene Ontology annotation, molecular function: DNA binding; sphingosine N-acyltransferase activity. Gene Ontology annotation, biological process: ceramide biosynthetic process.